CUUAAUGUCAGUGAAGGCAGAGAAAGCCAUGCCGGUGAAAGGGGAAGGAGGAGUUGAUCCUAGAGGAACUAUUCCCUUGAAACAGCACUUUGUGCUUGUACAUGGCAUAGGUGGAGGAGGUUGGUGCUGGUACAAAAUUCGGUGUCUUAUGGAGAAUUCCGGCUACAAGGUCUCCUGCAUAGACCUAAAGAGUGCGGGAAUUGAUCAAUCUGAUGCUGAUUCUGUUCUAACUUUUGAUGAUUAUAAUAAACCUCUCAUGGAUUUCAUGUCUGCUUUGCCGGAGAAUGAACAGGUUAUAUUGGUGGGGCAUAGCGCAGGAGGGUUGAAUAUAACUCAGGCUUGUCAUAAGUUUGCCAAUAAGAUCAACUUAGCAGUGUAUGUGGCAGCAACUAUGCUCAAGUUGGGAUGCUGGACCGAUGAAGAUCUUAAAGAUGGGGCACCUGACUUAUCUGAGUUUGGGGAUGUGUACGAGCUAGGAUUUGGAUUGGGACACGAUAAGCCUCCAACCAGUGCUUUGGUGAAGAAAGAAUUUCAACGCAAAAUCAUCUAUCCUUUGAGCCCUCAUGAGGAUUCGACCUUGGCUGCAAUGCUGUUGAGGCCAGGACCAUUGCUAGCGUUGACCAGUGCACAAUUCACAGAGGAUGAUGAAGUGGAGAAGGUGCCACGCGUGUACAUAAGGACAAGACAUGACAGGGUGAUGAAGCCAGAGCAACAGGAAGCCAUGAUAAAGAGGUGGCCACCAUCUACUGUGUAUGAACUUGACAGUGACCAUAGCCCCUUCUUCUCCACCCCAUUUGUCCUCUUUGGUUUGCUUGUAAAAGCCGCAGCUUUUGAUGGUGGAUGCAACUAGUUGAGUACAGAGGCACCAUGUUUUUAUUUUCCAUUUCUUUG
Messenger RNA from Gastrolobium bilobum, 891 nucleotides. RefSeq names its product methylesterase 17-like. Lineage: Eukaryota; Viridiplantae; Streptophyta; Magnoliopsida; Fabales; Fabaceae. Gene Ontology annotation, biological process: salicylic acid metabolic process; jasmonic acid metabolic process. The record is from RefSeq and is a predicted model, not a curated record. The transcript has 4 exons. Bases 5 to 850 code for a protein of 281 amino acids. Gene Ontology annotation, molecular function: methyl jasmonate esterase activity; methyl indole-3-acetate esterase activity; methyl salicylate esterase activity.